UGCGUGUAAAAUGAUUGAUUGAAUAAUUUUGACGCAAAGGACUUUACGAACUUUUUGUAACACCAUAAAACAACUCAAAAUUCUGCAUCGCUGGACGAUGAUAGUGGAAACAAAUAUGACGGAAAUAUAGGAAGACAUAUGAUGACGGUGUUAUUGAUGUAUUUUUCGUUACAAUAGCUGUUAUUUGGAGAGAAACUACGAAGAAAACUGAAGGAGUUUUCCGCUAACGAGUCGAGAGCGGGAACGGAGCAAACUCCGCGGAAGUAUGAGGACCGCGCGAGGUGUGAAACCGCCCUGGACCAGCGGGGCAGCGCUCCCUGGAAAAUUACGAUGGAAUCUAAAUGGAUGCUGGAAACUGAUUUUGACUUUGAUUUUGUGUAACGUCCUUAUCAUCGAUAGCGUAUCAGGAGCUUGUGACUGUGAGACUGACUGUGCAUCAAGCUGUACUGCUGGCCAGUAUUGGGAUAGUAAUGCUACAGCAUGCUUUGAAUGCCCACCAGGAUAUUAUUGUACAGGAGGAGGUGAUCCUAGAUUACCAUGUUCAGGGGGCACCUACAACAGCCUGGCCAGCCAGACAUCGGAAUCAGCUUGCAUGGUAAGUGGUUAA
Molecule: messenger RNA, 607 nt
Organism: Strongylocentrotus purpuratus (purple sea urchin)
Lineage: Eukaryota; Metazoa; Echinodermata; Echinoidea; Camarodonta; Strongylocentrotidae
Exons: 3
Coding region: 266-607 (113 amino acids)
Source: RefSeq, a predicted model, not a curated record